AUGACCAACCUCUUGAGAAGUGUUGUCACCGUCAUUGAUGUUUUCUACAAAUAUACCAACCAAGAUGGGGAAUGUGGCACACUGAGCAAGGAUGACCUAAAGGAACUUCUGGAGAAAGAAUUUCGGCCAAUUCUGAAGAACCCUGAUGAUCCAGACACAGUGGAUGUCAUUAUGCAUAUGCUGGAUCGAGAUCAUGACCGAAGACUGGACUUUACUGAGUUUCUUCUGAUGGUAUUCAAGCUGGCUAUGGCCUGCAACAAGGUUCUCAGCAAAGAAUACUGCAAAGCUUCAGGGUCAAAGAAGCAGAAGCAUAUGCAUGGUCACCAACACCAAGAGGAAGAAAGUGAAACAGAAGAAGAUGAGAAUAUAUCAAGACACAAAUCAGGUUAUAGAAAUCCAAGUGUGAGUGAGGGAGAGGAGCAUGGUUUUCAUUCUGAGGGUUCGGGGAGAACUCGGAAAUAUAGACAUGGGUCCCAUUCCAGGAGGCUGGGGAGGCAAAGUGGUUUAUCUAGCUCAGAAAACCAAGAGGGAUUUGAAAAAAAGCGCCGCGGGUCUAGCUCUGGUGACUCACAGAGUAGUGGCAAAGAAAGACGCGGUUCCAGCUCUGGAGAGCUAGAGAAACGAAGAAACAAGCCACAUGUUAGCCCCUCCAGGGAAUCUGGGGAGGAAUACACAUCUGGAUCUGGGUCUAAGAGUGGGGGAAGAAAAGGUCAUGGUGGUCUGUCAGGUGGACUAGAGGCAAGUGGGCAUGAAUCAAACUCUACUCAGUCAGGAAAGAAUGGAGGACAAAAUCUUGAAUCUAGCUCUAAAGGUUCAGGAGAGUAUGGAAGACAGAGCUAUGCAUGUGGUUCCAGCAACUCAAGUGGGUGUGGAGGAACACAAAAUGCUUCUAGCUCCUGUCAGGCAGGCAGAUUUGGAGGGCAAGGAAAUAAAUCUAGCUGUAUUCAGUCAGGUUGUCAAUCAGGAAAUAGUGGAAGACAAAGUCAUAAAUGUAUCUCAGGUCAAUCCUCUGGAUAUGGUCAAUGCAAGCCUAGCUACUGUAGCGAACCUUCUUGUCAUAGAAGAAGAUAUGGAUCCGGGGCAUGUUGUCAACCACAGAACUGUGGAGGACAACAUGGAAUGAGAUCAAGUCAGUCCUCUUGCUGUGGACAAUAUGGGUCUGGAGCAAGUCAGUCUUCUAAUUGUGGUCAACAAGGAUCUGGUUCCUGUAGACACUCUAUGAACUCUAAUCAAAAAGGGUGUGCAUCAAAUGAAUAUUCUCAAUGUGGUGAAUAUGGAUCUGGCUCAGGUCAGUCCUCAGGCUUUGAACAACACGGGUCGGGUUCAGGUCAGUCCUCGGGCUUUGAACAACAUGGAUCUGGCUCAGGACAGUCCUCAGGUCAUGGCCAACAUGGAUCUGGCUCAGGACAGUCCUCAGGCUUUGGACAACAUGGGUCUAGCUCAGGUCAGUCCUCUGGUCAUGGCCAACACGGAUCUGGCUCAGGACAGUCCUCAGGCUUUGGACAACAUGGAUCUAGCUCAGGUCAGUCCUCUGGUCAUGGCCAACAUGGAUCUGGCUCAGGUCAGUCCUCAGGCUUUGGACAACAUGGAUCUAGCUCAGGUCAGUCCUCUGGUCAUGGCCAACACGGAUCUGGCUCAGGUCAGUCCUCAGGCUUUGGACAACACGGGUCUAGCUCAGGUCAGUCCUCUGGUCAUGGCCAACAAGGAUCUGGCUCAGGUCAGUCCUCAGGCUUUGGACAACAUGGAUCUAGCUCAGGUCAGUCCUCUGGUCAUGGUCAACACGGAUCUGGCUCAGGUCAGUCCUCAGGCUUUGGACAACACGGGUCUAGCUCAGGUCAGUCCUCUGGUCAUGGCCAACACGGAUCUGGCUCAGGUCAGUCCUCAGGCUUUGGACAACACGGGUCUAGCUCAGGUCAGUCCUCUGGUCAUGGCCAACACGGAUCUGGCUCAGGACAGUCCUCAGGCUUUGGACAACAUGGAUCUAGCUCAGGUCAGUCCUCUAGUCAUGGCCAACACGGAUCUGGCUCAGGUCAGUCCUCAGGCUUUGGACAACACGGAUCUAGCUCAGGUCAGUCCUCUAGUCAUGGCCAACACGGAUCUGGCUCAGGACAGUCCUCAGGAUUUGGACAACAUGGGUCCAGCUCAGGUCAGUCCUCUGGUCAUGCCCAACACAGAUCUGGCUCAGGACAGUCCUCAGGCUUUGGACAACACGGAUCUAGCUCAGGUCAGUCCUCUAGUCAUGGCCAACACGGAUCUGGCUCAGGACAGUCCUCAGGAUUUGGACAACAUGGGUCCAGCUCAGGUCAGUCCUCUAGUCAUGCCCAACACAGAUCUGGCUCAGGACAGUCCUCAGGCUUUGGACAACACGGAUCUAGCUCAGGUCAGUCCGCUGGUCAUGGCCAACACAGAUCUGGCUCAGGUCAGUCCUCAGGCUUUGGACAACACGAAUCUAGCUCAGGUCAGUCCUCUAGUCAUGGCCAACACGGAUCUGGCUCAGGACAGUACUCAGGAUUUGGACAACAUGGGUCUAGCUCAGGUCAGUCCUCUGGUCAUGCCCAACACAGAUCUGGCUCAGCUCAGUCCUCAGGAUUUGGACAACAUGGAUCUAGCUCAGGUCAGUACUCUGGUCAUGGCCAACACGGAUCUGGCUCAGCUCAGUCCUCAGGAUUAGGACAACAUGGGUCUAGCUCAGGUCAGUCCUCUGGUCAUGGCCAACACAGAUCUGGCUCAAGUCAGUCCGCAGGCUUUGGACAACACAGAUCUGGGUCAGAUCAGCAACCGAGUAGUAGUCAGGACACCUCAUCCCAUGGACACUCAGGAUCCCGUUCAAGUGGAAGACUAGAAUCCCAGCACCAGCAGUCACCAGACAGGUCCAGACACUCGCGCACUGAACAUGGACAAUCGUCUUCCAGAUCCAGAGGCACCACUCAUCGGGAGCCCAGUAGUAGUCAGGCCAGUGACAGCGAAGGACAGGGUGAAGAUUCAGGUAGACAAACUGCCUCCACUCAUGGGAGGACUGCGUCCAGUACUCAGCACCACCAUGGUUCUACUCAUGAGCAGUCUGGAGACAGUGCUAGAAACUCUGCCACCCACCGAGGGCAGACAGGCCACCACAGUCACACUGAGCAUGCCCAGGGACACUCCAACUCUGGUGAACGAAGAAGACAAGGACUGAGUGAUGGGUACUCCGGAGACAGCUCCAGACAAUCGGGGUCUCCUCAAGCAGAGACAUCCUCUCGAGGACACAACACCUCAUCCCAUGGACACUCAGGAUCCCGUUCAAGUGGAAGACUAGAAUCCCGGCACCAGCAGUCACCAGACAGGUCCAGACACUCGCGCACUGAACAUGGACAAUCGUCUUCCAGAUCCAGAGGCACCACUCAUCGGGAGCCCAGUAGUAGUCAGGCCAGUGACAGCGAAGGACAGGGUGAAGAUUCAGGUAGACAAACUGCCUCCACUCAUGGGAGGACUGCGUCCAGUACUCAGCACCACCAUGGUUCUACUCAUGAGCAGUCUGGAGACAGUGCUAGAAACUCUGCCACCCACCGAGGGCAGACAGGCCACCACAGUCACACUGAGCAUGCCCAGGGACACUCCAACUCUGGUGAACGAAGAAGACAAGGACUGAGUGAUGGGUACUCCGGAGACAGCUCCAGACAAUCGGGGUCUCCUCAAGCAGAGACAUCCUCUCGAGGACACAACACCUCAUCCCAUGGACACUCAGGAUCCCGUUCAAGUGGAAGACUAGAAUCCCGGCACCAGCAGUCACCAGACAGGUCCAGACACUCGCGCACUGAACAUGGACAAUCGUCUUCCAGAUCCAGAGGCACCACUCAUCGGGAGCCCAGUAGUAGUCAGGCCAGUGACAGCGAAGGACAGGGUGAAGAUUCAGGUAGACAAACUGCCUCCACUCAUGGGAGGACUGCGUCCAGUACUCAGCACCACCAUGGUUCUACUCAUGAGCAGUCUGGAGACAGUGCUAGAAACUCUGCCACCCACCGAGGGCAGACAGGCCACCACAGUCACACUGAGCAUGCCCAGGGACACUCCAACUCUGGUGAACGAAGAAGACAAGGACUGAGUGAUGGGUACUCCGGAGACAGCUCCAGACAAUCGGGGUCUCCUCAAGCAGAGACAUCCUCUCGAGGACACAACACCUCAUCCCAUGGACACUCAGGAUCCCGUUCAAGUGGAAGACUAGAAUCCCGGCACCAGCAGUCACCAGACAGGUCCAGACACUCGCGCACUGAACAUGGACAAUCGUCUUCCAGAUCCAGAGGCACCACUCAUCGGGAGCCCAGUAGUAGUCAGGCCAGUGACAGCGAAGGACAGGGUGAAGAUUCAGGUAGACAAACUGCCUCCACUCAUGGGAGGACUGCGUCCAGUACUCAGCACCACCAUGGUUCUACUCAUGAGCAGUCUGGAGACAGUGCUAGAAACUCUGCCACCCACCGAGGGCAGACAGGCCACCACAGUCACACUGAGCAUGCCCAGGGACACUCCAACUCUGGUGAACGAAGAAGACAAGGACUGAGUGAUGGGUACUCCGGAGACAGCUCCAGACAAUCGGGGUCUCCUCAAGCAGAGACAUCCUCUCGAGGACACAACACCUCAUCCCAUGGACACUCAGGAUCCCGUUCAAGUGGAAGACUAGAAUCCCGGCACCAGCAGUCACCAGACAGGUCCAGACACUCGCGCACUGAACAUGGACAAUCGUCUUCCAGAUCCAGAGGCACCACUCAUCGGGAGCCCAGUAGUAGUCAGGCCAGUGACAGCGAAGGACAGGGUGAAGAUUCAGGUAGACAAACUGCCUCCACUCAUGGGAGGACUGCGUCCAGUACUCAGCACCACCAUGGUUCUACUCAUGAGCAGUCUGGAGACAGUGCUAGAAACUCUGCCACCCACCGAGGGCAGACAGGCCACCACAGUCACACUGAGCAUGCCCAGGGACACUCCAACUCUGGUGAACGAAGAAGACAAGGACUGAGUGAUGGGUACUCCGGAGACAGCUCCAGACAAUCGGGGUCUCCUCAAGCAGAGACAUCCUCUCGAGGACACAACACCUCAUCCCAUGGACACUCAGGAUCCCGUUCAAGUGGAAGACUAGAAUCCCGGCACCAGCAGUCACCAGACAGGUCCAGACACUCGCGCACUGAACAUGGACAAUCGUCUUCCAGAUCCAGAGGCACCACUCACCGGGAGCCCAGUAGUAGUCAGGCCAGUGACAGCGAAGGACAGGGUGAAGAUUCAGGUAGACAAACUGCCUCCACUCAUGGGAGGACUGCGUCCAGUACUCAGCACCACCAUGGUUCUACUCAUGAGCAGUCUGGAGACAGUGCUAGAAACUCUGCCACCCACCGAGGGCAGACAGGCCACCACAGUCACACUGAGCAUGCCCAGGGACACUCCAACUCUGGUGAACGAAGAAGACAAGGACUGAGUGAUGGGUACUCCGGAGACAGCUCCAGACAAUCGGGGUCUCCUCAAGCAGAGACAUCCUCUCGAGGACACAACACCUCAUCCCAUGGACACUCAGGAUCCCGUUCAAGUGGAAGACUAGAAUCCCGGCACCAGCAGUCACCAGACAGGUCCAGACACUCGCGCACUGAACAUGGACAAUCGUCUUCCAGAUCCAGAGGCACCACUCAUCGGGAGCCCAGUAGUAGUCAGGCCAGUGACAGCGAAGGACAGGGUGAAGAUUCAGGUAGACAAACUGCCUCCACUCAUGGGAGGACUGCGUCCAGUACUCAGCACCACCAUGGUUCUACUCAUGAGCAGUCCGGAGACAGUGCUAGAAACUCUGCCACCCACCGAGGGCAGACAGGCCACCACAGUCACACUGAGCAUGCCCAGGGACACUCCAACUCUGGUGAACGAAGAAGACAAGGACUGAGUGAUGGGUACUCCGGAGACAGCUCCAGACAAUCGGGGUCUCCUCAAGCAGAGACAUCCUCUCGAGGACACAACACCUCAUCCCAUGGACACUCAGGAUCCCGUUCAAGUGGAAGACUAGAAUCCCGGCACCAGCAGUCACCAGACAGGUCCAGACACUCGCGCACUGAACAUGGACAAUCGUCUUCCAGAUCCAGAGGCACCACUCAUCGGGAGCCCAGUAGUAGUCAGGCCAGUGACAGCGAAGGACAGGGUGAAGAUUCAGGUAGACAAACUGCCUCCACUCAUGGGAGGACUGCGUCCAGUACUCAGCACCACCAUGGUUCUACUCAUGAGCAGUCUGGAGACAGUGCUAGAAACUCUGCCACCCACCGAGGGCAGACAGGCCACCACAGUCACACUGAGCAUGCCCAGGGACACUCCAACUCUGGUGAACGAAGAAGACAAGGACUGAGUGAUGGGUACUCCGGAGACAGCUCCAGACAAUCGGGGUCUCCUCAAGCAGAGACAUCCUCUCGAGGACACAACACCUCAUCCCAUGGACACUCAGGAUCCCGUUCAAGUGGAAGACUAGAAUCCCGGCACCAGCAGUCACCAGACAGGUCCAGACACUCGCGCACUGAACAUGGACAAUCGUCUUCCAGAUCCAGAGGCACCACUCAUCGGGAGCCCAGUAGUAGUCAGGCCAGUGACAGCGAAGGACAGGGUGAAGAUUCAGGUAGACAAACUGCCUCCACUCAUGGGAGGACUGCGUCCAGUACUCAGCACCACCAUGGUUCUACUCAUGAGCAGUCUGGAGACAGUGCUAGAAACUCUGCCACCCACCGAGGGCAGACAGGCCACCACAGUCACACUGAGCAUGCCCAGGGACACUCCAACUCUGGUGAACGAAGAAGACAAGGACUGAGUGAUGGGUACUCCAGAGACAGCUCCAGACAAUCGGGGUCUCCUCAAGCAGAGACAUCCUCUCGAGGACACAACACCUCAUCCCAUGGACACUCAGGAUCCCGUUCAAGUGGAAGACUAGAAUCCCGGCACCAGCAGUCACCAGACAGGUCCAGACACUCGCGCACUGAACAUGGACAAUCGUCUUCCAGAUCCAGAGGCACCACUCAUCGGGAGCCCAGUAGUAGUCAGGCCAGUGACAGCGAAGGACAGGGUGAAGAUUCAGGUAGACAAACUGCCUCCACUCAUGGGAGGACUGCGUCCAGUACUCAGCACCACCAUGGUUCUACUCAUGAGCAGUCUGGAGACAGUGCUAGAAACUCUGCCACCCACCGAGGGCAGACAGGCCACCACAGUCACACUGAGCAUGCCCAGGGACACUCCAACUCUGGUGAACGAAGAAGACAAGGACUGAGUGAUGGGUACUCCGGAGACAGCUCCAGACAAUCGGGGUCUCCUCAAGCAGAGACAUCCUCUCGAAGACACAACACCUCAUCCCAUGGACACUCAGGAUCCCGUUCAAGUGGAAGACUAGAAUCCCGGCACCAGCAGUCACCAGACAGGUCCAGACACUCGCGCACUGAACAUGGACAAUCGUCUUCCAGAUCCAGAGGCACCACUCACCGGGAGCCCAGUAGUAGUCAGGCCAGUGACAGCGAAGGACAGGGUGAAGAUUCAGGUAGACAAACUGCCUCCACUCAUGGGAGGACUGCGUCCAGUACUCAGCACCACCAUGGUUCUACUCAUGAGCAGUCUGGACACAGUGCUAGAAACUCUGCCACCCACCGAGGGCAGACAGGCCACCACAGUCACACUGAGCAUGCCCAGGGACACUCCAACUCUGGUGAACGAAGAAGACAAGGACUGAGUGAUGGGUACUCCGGAGACAGCUCCAGACAAUCGGGGUCUCCUCAAGCAGAGACAUCCUCUCGAGGACACAACACCUCAUCCCAUGGACACUCAGGAUCCCGUUCAAGUGGAAGACUAGAAUCCCGGCACCAGCAGUCACCAGACAGGUCCAGACACUCGCGCACUGAACAUGGACAAUCGUCUUCCAGAUCCAGAGGCACCACUCAUCGGGAGCCCAGUAGUAGUCAGGCCAGUGACAGCGAAGGACAGGGUGAAGAUUCAGGUAGACAAACUGCCUCCACUCAUGGGAGGACUGCGUCCAGUACUCAGCACCACCAUGGUUCUACUCAUGAGCAGUCUGGAGACAGUGCUAGAAACUCUGCCACCCACCGAGGGCAGACAGGCCACCACAGUCACACUGAGCAUGCCCAGGGACACUCCAACUCUGGUGAACGAAGAAGACAAGGACUGAGUGAUGGGUACUCCGGAGACAGCUCCAGACCAUCGGGGUCUCCUCAAGCAGAGACAUCCUCUCGAGGACACAACACCUCAUCCCAUGGACACUCAGGAUCCCGUUCAAGUGGAAGACUAGAAUCCCGGCACCAGCAGUCACCAGACAGGUCCAGACACUCGCGCACUGAACAUGGACAAUCGUCUUCCAGAUCCAGAGGCACCACUCAUCGGGAGCCCAGUAGUAGUCAGGCCAGUGACAGCGAAGGACAGCGUGAAGAUUCAGGUAGACAAACUGCCUCCACUCAUGGGAGGACUGCGUCCAGUACUCAGCACCACCAUGGUUCUACUCAUGAGCAGUCUGGAGACAGUGCUAGAAACUCUGCCACCCACCGAGGGCAGACAGGCCACCACAGUCACACUGAGCAUGCCCAGGGACACUCCAACUCUGGUGAACGAAGAAGACAAGGACUGAGUGAUGGGUACUCCGGAGACAGCUCCAGACAAUCGGGGUCUCCUCAAGCAGAGACAUCCUCUCGAGGACACAACACCUCAUCCCAUGGACACUCAGGAUCCCGUUCAAGUGGAAGACUAGAAUCCCGGCACCAGCAGUCACCAGACAGGUCCAGACACUCGCGCACUGAACAUGGACAAUCGUCUUCCAGAUCCAGAGGCACCACUCAUCGGGAGCCCAGUAGUAGUCAGGCCAGUGACAGCGAAGGACAGGGUGAAGAUUCAGGUAGACAAACUGCCUCCACUCAUGGGAGGACUGCGUCCAGUACUCAGCACCACCAUGGUUCUACUCAUGAGCAGUCUGGAGACAGUGCUAGAAACUCUGCCACCCACCGAGGGCAGACAGGCCACCACAGUCACACUGAGCAUGCCCAGGGACACUCCAACUCUGGUGAACGAAGAAGACAAGGACUGAGUGAUGGGUACUCCGGAGACAGCUCCAGACAAUCGGGGUCUCCUCAAGCAGAGACAUCCUCUCGAGGACACAACACCUCAUCCCAUGGACACUCAGGAUCCCGUUCAAGUGGAAGACUAGAAUCCCGGCACCAGCAGUCACCAGACAGGUCCAGACACUCGCGCACUGAACAUGGACAAUCGUCUUCCAGAUCCAGAGGCACCACUCAUCGGGAGCCCAGUAGUAGUCAGGCCAGUGACAGCGAAGGACAGGGUGAAGAUUCAGGUAGACAAACUGCCUCCACUCAUGGGAGGACUGCGUCCAGUACUCAGCACCACCAUGGUUCUACUCAUGAGCAGUCUGGAGACAGUGCUAGAAACUCUGCCACCCACCGAGGGCAGACAGGCCACCACAGUCACACUGAGCAUGCCCAGGGACACUCCAACUCUGGUGAACGAAGAAGACAAGGACUGAGUGAUGGGUACUCCGGAGACAGCUCCAGACCAUCGGGGUCUCCUCAAGCAGAGACAUCCUCUCGAGGACACAACACCUCAUCCCAUGGACACUCAGGAUCCCGUUCAAGUGGAAGACUAGAAUCCCGGCACCAGCAGUCACCAGACAGGUCCAGACACUCGCGCACUGAACAUGGACAAUCGUCUUCCAGAUCCAGAGGCACCACUCAUCGGGAGCCCAGUAGUAGUCAGGCCAGUGACAGCGAAGGACAGCGUGAAGAUUCAGGUAGACAAACUGCCUCCACUCAUGGGAGGACUGCGUCCAGUACUCAGCACCACCAUGGUUCUACUCAUGAGCAGUCCGGAGACAGUGCUAGAAACUCUGCCACCCACCGAGGGCAGACAGGCCACCACAGUCACACUGAGCAUGCCCAGGGACACUCCAACUCUGGUGAACGAAGAAGACAAGGACUGAGUGAUGGGUACUCCGGAGACAGCUCCAGACAAUCGGGGUCUCCUCAAGCAGAGACAUCCUCUCGAGGACACAACACCUCAUCCCAUGGACACUCAGGAUCCCGUUCAAGUGGAAGACUAGAAUCCCGGCACCAGCAGUCACCAGACAGGUCCAGACACUCGCGCACUGAACAUGGACAAUCGUCUUCCAGAUCCAGAGGCACCACUCAUCGGGAGCCCAGUAGUAGUCAGGCCAGUGACAGCGAAGGACAGGGUGAAGAUUCAGGUAGACAAACUGCCUCCACUCAUGGGAGGACUGCGUCCAGUACUCAGCACCACCAUGGUUCUACUCAUGAGCAGUCUGGAGACAGUGCUAGAAACUCUGCCACCCACCGAGGGCAGACAGGCCACCACAGUCACACUGAGCAUGCCCAGGGACACUCCAACUCUGGUGAACGAAGAAGACAAGGACUGAGUGAUGGGUACUCCGGAGACAGCUCCAGACCAUCGGGGUCUCCUCAAGCAGAGACAUCCUCUCGAGGACACAACACCUCAUCCCAUGGACACUCAGGAUCCCGUUCAAGUGGAAGACUAGAAUCCCGGCACCAGCAGUCACCAGACAGGUCCAGACACUCGCGCACUGAACAUGGACAAUCGUCUUCCAGAUCCAGAGGCACCACUCAUCGGGAGCCCAGUAGUAGUCAGGCCAGUGACAGCGAAGGACAGCGUGAAGAUUCAGGUAGACAAACUGCCUCCACUCAUGGGAGGACUGCGUCCAGUACUCAGCACCACCAUGGUUCUACUCAUGAGCAGUCUGGAGACAGUGCUAGAAACUCUGCCACCCACCGAGGGCAGACAGGCCACCACAGUCACACUGAGCAUGCCCAGGGACACUCCAACUCUGGUGAACGAAGAAGACAAGGACUGAGUGAUGGGUACUCCGGAGACAGCUCCAGACCAUCGGGGUCUCCUCAAGCAGAGACAUCCUCUCGAGGACACAACACCUCAUCCCAUGGACACUCAGGAUCCCGUUCAAGUGGAAGACUAGAAUCCCGGCACCAGCAGUCACCAGACAGGUCCAGACACUCGCGCACUGAACAUGGACAAUCGUCUUCCAGAUCCAGAGGCACCACUCAUCGGGAGCCCAGUAGUAGUCAGGCCAGUGACAGCGAAGGACAGGGUGAAGAUUCAGGUAGACAAACUGCCUCCACUCAUGGGAGGACUGCGUCCAGUACUCAGCACCACCAUGGUUCUACUCAUGAGCAGUCUGGAGACAGUGCUAGAAACUCUGCCACCCACCGAGGGCAGACAGGCCACCACAGUCACACUGAGCAUGCCCAGGGACACUCCAACUCUGGUGAACGAAGAAGACAAGGAGUGAGUGAUGGGUACUCCGGAGACAGCUCCAGACAAUCGGGGUCUCCUCAAGCAGAGACAUCCUCUCGAGGACACAACACCUCAUCCCAUGGACACUCAGGAUCCCGUUCAAGUGGAAGACUAGAAUCCCGGCACCAGCAGUCACCAGACAGGUCCAGACACUCGCGCACUGAACAUGGACAAUCGUCUUCCAGAUCCAGAGGCACCACUCACCGGGAGCCCAGUAGUAGUCAGGCCAGUGACAGCGAAGGACAGGGUGAAGAUUCAGGUAGACAAACUGCCUCCACUCAUGGGAGGACUGCGUCCAGUACUCAGCACCACCAUGGUUCUACUCAUGAGCAGUCUGGACACAGUGCUAGAAACUCUGCCACCCACCGAGGGCAGACAGGCCACCACAGUCACACUGAGCAUGCCCAGGGACACUCCAACUCUGGUGAACGAAGAAGACAAGGACUGAGUGAUGGGUACUCCGGAGACAGCUCCAGACCAUCGGGGUCUCCUCAAGCAGAGACAUCCUCUCGAGGACACAACACCUCAUCCCAUGGACACUCAGGAUCCCGUUCAAGUGGAAGACUAGAAUCCCGGCACCAGCAGUCACCAGACAGGUCCAGACACUCGCGCACUGAACAUGGACAAUCGUCUUCCAGAUCCAGAGGCACCACUCAUCGGGAGCCCAGUAGUAGUCAGGCCAGUGACAGCGAAGGACAGGGUGAAGAUUCAGGUAGACAAACUGCCUCCACUCAUGGGAGGACUGCGUCCAGUACUCAGCACCACCAUGGUUCUACUCAUGAGCAGUCUGGAGACAGUGCUAGAAACUCUGCCACCCACCGAGGGCAGACAGGCCACCACAGUCACACUGAGCAUGCCCAGGGACACUCCAACUCUGGUGAACGAAGAAGACAAGGACUGAGUGAUGGGUACUCCGGAGACAGCUCCAGACCAUCGGGGUCUCCUCAAGCAGAGACAUCCUCUCGAGGACACAACACCUCAUCCCAUGGACACUCAGGAUCCCGUUCAAGUGGAAGACUAGAAUCCCGGCACCAGCAGUCACCAGACAGGUCCAGACACUCGCGCACUGAACAUGGACAAUCGUCUUCCAGAUCCAGAGGCACCACUCAUCGGGAGCCCAGUAGUAGUCAGGCCAGUGACAGCGAAGGACAGGGUGAAGAUUCAGGUAGACAAACUGCCUCCACUCAUGGGAGGACUGCGUCCAGUACUCAGCACCACCAUGGUUCUACUCAUGAGCAGUCUGGAGACAGUGCUAGAAACUCUGCCACCCACCGAGGGCAGACAGGCCACCACAGUCACACUGAGCAUGCCCAGGGACACUCCAACUCUGGUGAACGAAGAAGACAAGGACUGAGUGAUGGGUACUCCGGAGACAGCUCCAGACCAUCGGGGUCUCCUCAAGCAGAGACAUCCUCUCGAGGACACAACACCUCAUCCCAUGGACACUCAGGAUCCCGUUCAAGUGGAAGACUAGAAUCCCGGCACCAGCAGUCACCAGACAGGUCCAGACACUCGCGCACUGAACAUGGACAAUCGUCUUCCAGAUCCAGAGGCACCACUCAUCGGGAGCCCAGUAGUAGUCAGGCCAGUGACAGCGAAGGACAGCGUGAAGAUUCAGGUAGACAAACUGCCUCCACUCAUGGGAGGACUGCGUCCAGUACUCAGCACCACCAUGGUUCUACUCAUGAGCAGUCUGGAGACAGUGCUAGAAACUCUGCCACCCACCGAGGGCAGACAGGCCACCACAGUCACACUGAGCAUGCCCAGGGACACUCCAACUCUGGUGAACGAAGAAGACAAGGAGUGAGUGAUGGGUACUCCGGAGACAGCUCCAGACCAUCGGGGUCUCCUCAAGCAGAGACAUCCUCUCGAGGACACAACACCUCAUCCCAUGGACACUCAGGAUCCCGUUCAAGUGGAAGACUAGAAUCCCGGCACCAGCAGUCACCAGACAGGUCCAGACACUCGCGCACUGAACAUGGACAAUCGUCUUCCAGAUCCAGAGGCACCACUCAUCGGGAGCCCAGUAGUAGUCAGGCCAGUGACAGCGAAGGACAGCGUGAAGAUUCAGGAUCCCGUUCAAGUGGAAGACUAGAAUCCCGGCACCAGCAGUCACCAGACAGGUCCAGACACUCGCGCACUGAACAUGGACAAUCGUCUUCCAGAUCCAGAGGCACCACUCAUCGGGAGCCCAGUAGUAGUCAGGCCAGUGACAGCGAAGGACAGGGUGAAGAUUCAGGUAGACAAACUGCCUCCACUCAUGGGAGGACUGCGUCCAGUACUCAGCACCACCAUGGUUCUACUCAUGAGCAGUCUGGAGACAGUGCUAGAAACUCUGCCACCCACCGAGGGCAGACAGGCCACCACAGUCACACUGAGCAUGCCCAGGGACACUCCAACUCUGGUGAACGAAGAAGACAAGGAGUGAGUGAUGGGUACUCCGGAGACAGCUCCAGACAAUCGGGGUCUCCUCAAGCAGAGACAUCCUCUCGAAGACACAACACCUCAUCCCAUGGACACUCAGGAUCCCGUUCAAGUGGAAGACUAGAAUCCCGGCACCAGCAGUCACCAGACAGGUCCAGACACUCGCGCACUGAACAUGGACAAUCGUCUUCCAGAUCCAGAGGCACCACUCACCGGGAGCCCAGUAGUAGUCAGGCCAGUGACAGCGAAGGACAGGGUGAAGAUUCAGGUAGACAAACUGCCUCCACUCAUGGGAGGACUGCGUCCAGUACUCAGCACCACCAUGGUUCUACUCAUGAGCAGUCUGGAGACAGUGCUAGAAACUCUGCCACCCACCGAGGGCAGACAGGCCACCACAGUCACACUGAGCAUGCCCAGGGACACUCCAACUCUGGUGAACGAAGAAGACAAGGACUGAGUGAUGGGUACUCCGGAGACAGCUCCAGACAAUCGGGGUCUCCUCAAGCAGAGACAUCCUCUCGAGGACACAACACCUCAUCCCAUGGACACUCAGGAUCCCGUUCAAGUGGAAGACUAGAAUCCCGGCACCAGCAGUCACCAGACAGGUCCAGACACUCGCGCACUGAACAUGGACAAUCGUCUUCCAGAUCCAGAGGCACCACUCAUCGGGAGCCCAGUAGUAGUCAGGCCAGUGACAGCGAAGGACAGGGUGAAGAUUCAGGUAGACAAACUGCCUCCACUCAUGGGAGGACUGCGUCCAGUACUCAGCACCACCAUGGUUCUACUCAUGAGCAGUCUGGAGACAGUGCUAGAAACUCUGCCACCCACCGAGGGCAGACAGGCCACCACAGUCACACUGAGCAUGCCCAGGGACACUCCAACUCUGGUGAACGAAGAAGACAAGGACUGAGUGAUGGGUACUCCGGAGACAGCUCCAGACAAUCGGGGUCUCCUCAAGCAGAGACAUCCUCUCGAGGACACAACACCUCAUCCCAUGGACACUCAGGAUCCCGUUCAAGUGGAAGACUAGAAUCCCCGCACCAGUAG
Messenger RNA from Molossus molossus (Pallas's mastiff bat), 14805 nucleotides. It is a transcript of the gene FLG, whose product is annotated as filaggrin. Gene Ontology annotation, molecular function: transition metal ion binding; structural molecule activity; calcium ion binding. Bases 1 to 14805 code for a protein of 4934 amino acids. Gene Ontology annotation, cellular component: keratohyalin granule; cornified envelope. The transcript has 5 exons. NCBI's taxonomy places the organism in Eukaryota, Metazoa, Chordata, Mammalia, Chiroptera, Molossidae. The record is from RefSeq and is a predicted model, not a curated record. Gene Ontology annotation, biological process: establishment of skin barrier.